Blumeria graminis f. sp. triticale is the source of this 201-nucleotide messenger RNA. The record is from the annotation of a GenBank genome assembly. NCBI's taxonomy places the organism in Eukaryota, Fungi, Ascomycota, Leotiomycetes, Helotiales, Erysiphaceae.
CGAGUGUCACUAAAGGAAACCAGUACAGUCGCCCCUGGAUCAGCUAUUCAGGGGCGCUCAACUAGGGUACUGAGCUGCGAUUAUAGGAGCAGUGAUGCGACUGACAAGGAGCGUUGGAUUGGUAGUGUGAUUACUAUGGAUAGACAAUCACGAGAUGGAACUAAGACUAUGACAUGGUGUUGUACUUUCGCUUGUCAAUGA